ACUUCCACGUCGGCUUUUGCUCUCACUUCCUCCAUGUUGAAACCAACUCGUUUUCACCCUCCUCCAACUGCUCUGAGCGCCCAUUCUGCCGACAAGGUGCAGCCCUGCAGACCUCUCGACCUCAUCUGCCCCCCGUAACAACCAGUUCACCAUGUCCAGAAAGGUGGUGCGGACCAGUAAGUUCCGGCACGUGUUCGGCCAGGCGGAGAAGGCCGACCAGUGCUACGAUGACAUCCGGAUCUCUCAGAUGACCUGGGACAGCAACUUCUGCUCUGUCAACCCCAAAUUCGUGGCUAUGAUCGUCGACGCCAGCGGGGGAGGGGCCUUCAUAGUGCUGCCCCUCAACAAGACAGGCCGCAUCGACAUGUCGUACCCCACAGUCUGUGGACACACUGGGCCUGUGCUGGACAUCGAGUUCUGUCCCCACAAUGACAACAUCAUCGCCAGCGGAUCUGAGGACUGCAGCGUCAUGAUCUGGGAGAUCCCUGAGGCCGGCCUGAUAUCUCCUCUCACGGAGCCUGUGGUCAAACUGGACGGUCACUCCAAACGAGUGGGCAUCCUGAGCUGGCACCCCACAGCCCACAACGUGCUCAUGAGCGCAGGUUGUGAUAAUGUCAUCAUUCUGUGGAACGUCGCGUGCGGUGAGGCGGUGGUCCGUAUAGACACGGUUCACUCAGACCUGAUCUACAGCGCCGUGUGGAACCGGGACGGCUCCAGGAUCCUCACCUCCUGCAAGGACAAGACCCUCAGGAUACUGAACCCCCGCAAAGGCACCGUCAUCACCGAGAAGGAGAAGCCUCACGAGGGCUCCAGACCGGUCCGGGCCGUGUUCAUGUCCGAUGGGAAGAUCCUGAGCACAGGCUUCAGUCGUAUGAGCGAGAGGCAGGUGGCGCUGUGGGACCCUAAGGACUUCUCUGAGCCUCUGACCCUUCAGGAGCUGGACACCGGGAGUGGAGUCCUGCUGCCGUUCUACGACCCAGACACGAACGUGGUCUACCUCUGUGGGAAGGGUGACAGCAGUAUCCGUUACUUCGAGGUCACCGACGAGGCUCCGUACGUGCACUUCCUGUCCAUGUACAGCAGCAAAGACAGUCAGAAGGGGAUGGGAUACAUGCCCAAGAGAGGCCUGGAGGUCAACAAGUGUGAGAUCGCCAGAUUUUACAAGCUUCAUGAACGAAAAUGUGAGCCGAUCCAUAUGACUGUGCCCCGAAAGUCGGACUUGUUCCAGGAGGAUCUGUACCCGAACACGAUUGGUCCAGAGCCAUCAGUCGAGGCAGAUGAUUGGUUCGCCGGGAAAGAAGCCCCGCCCGUCCUCAUAUCCCUGAAGGACGGGUUUGUGGCCACCACCAAAACCAAAGAGUUCAAAGUUCACAAGAGCCUCCUCAAGACGACGUCUGCCUCUCCAGUCGGGACAGUGGAGAGCAGUGGGGAGGUCCAGUCUCUGAGGAAAGAGCUGCGGGAUAUGAAAGCUGAAAUCGAAGCACUGACCAAGCGGGUGAAGGAGCUGGAGAGCAAGCAUUAGAACUGGAAUCAAACACAUUAGAUCUGUAAUGAAAAACUAUGUGAUACUGUAUUUUAAAGGGAGGGUGUCAAGGACUAAACAUAUCAACAUGUGAAUGCUUCAGUGGAUUCAUUUUAAUAUAUUUAGUCAGGAAUAAAAAGUAU
Molecule: messenger RNA, 1665 nt
Organism: Periophthalmus magnuspinnatus
Lineage: Eukaryota; Metazoa; Chordata; Actinopteri; Gobiiformes; Gobiidae
Gene: coro1a
Product: coronin, actin binding protein, 1A
Exons: 11
Coding region: 152-1522 (456 amino acids)
Biological process (GO): cell migration; actin filament organization
Molecular function (GO): actin filament binding
Source: RefSeq, a predicted model, not a curated record